Messenger RNA from Agelaius phoeniceus (red-winged blackbird), 914 nucleotides. RefSeq names its product iron-sulfur cluster assembly 2 (gene ISCA2). The record is from RefSeq and is a predicted model, not a curated record. Gene Ontology annotation, cellular component: mitochondrion. Gene Ontology annotation, biological process: iron-sulfur cluster assembly. Lineage: Eukaryota; Metazoa; Chordata; Aves; Passeriformes; Icteridae. Gene Ontology annotation, molecular function: 4 iron, 4 sulfur cluster binding; iron ion binding; 2 iron, 2 sulfur cluster binding.
AUGGCGGCGGGGCGGGGCUGGUCCGGCAUGGCGGCGCCGGCGGCGCUGCGGCGGUGGUGGAUGUUGGCGCUGGGCGGCCGGACGAGCCGCUGCUCCGCUCCACCGUGCCCAGGCCGAGCGCUGCCGAGGCCCCCGGGAGGCCCUGCCCGCCCCGCUGGCUCCCUGCUGCGCUGGGCGUCGUCCUUCUCCCAGCCGGGCCCGACGGAGAGCGGCCCCAGCGAAGGACAGAUCUUCCUCAGCGAGAGCUGCGUGAAGAGGCUGCUGGAGAUUGCAGGAGGAUCAGAGUUUCUCAGGCUGCAGGUUGAAGGAGGUGGCUGCUCUGGCUUCCAGUACAAAUUUUCCUUGGACACAGUUAUCAAUCCCGAUGACAGGGUGUUUGAACAAGGUGGUGCCCGUGUGGUUGUGGAUGUGGACAGCCUGGCCUUUGUGAAAGGAUCCAUGGUGGAUUUCAGCCAAGAGCUGAUCCGAAGCUCCUUCCAGGUGGUGAGCAACCCCCAAGCAGAGAAGGGUUGCUCAUGUGGAACUUCCUUCUCUAUCAAAAUCUGACUGGACUUACCAUGGAUAGACACUGUUUGCAGACACUUUUGGCAGAGGGUUUAUGUUUGUUCUUUUCUCUGCUGCUCCCUCUCCCUUACCCUGUGACACAGCUGUUACAGAAUACUGCAGCUGUGUGUGUGUUUGCACUGAGCCUGUCUCCAAGACUUACUGGCCUUCCCUUCAGAAACGAUGAAGUAACCAUGAGCACGCACACAGGAGCAUCUUCAGCACCUUGUGAACCACUGGCCAGGUGGUGCUGACUGGCCUGCCCUGUCCUGAUUGUGGAACUACUUAACUGUCUCUGCAAGAGAAGGCUGUAUAUAUAUCUGUGUGUGUGUUUAUUGAAAGGUCUUACUAAAAAAAGUCUGUGAGGUUGA